Molecule: messenger RNA, 2164 nt
Organism: Mangifera indica (mango)
Lineage: Eukaryota; Viridiplantae; Streptophyta; Magnoliopsida; Sapindales; Anacardiaceae
Product: phosphatidylserine decarboxylase proenzyme 3-like
Exons: 21
Coding region: 85-2010 (641 amino acids)
Biological process (GO): phospholipid biosynthetic process
Molecular function (GO): calcium ion binding; phosphatidylserine decarboxylase activity
Source: RefSeq, a predicted model, not a curated record
UAUCAAACCUGAGGUCGUGAUAACUCCUGAAAAUAAUCUUCAGCAAAAGCAUAUUCAGCGCAUUUCAGUUCUCUCUGAAGGUCAAUGGGGAACGAAAACUCUAAAGGUUCUUCUACAAAUGAAAGGCCCUCGCGCUUGUCUCGAUUCAAGCAGAAGCUUCACUUCCGUCGGCCACGUAACAGUGGCUCCACUUCUUUAUCUCAUCAUAAGUUGUUUACUGCGGACGACUUCGCAGGAAUUGCUAUACUCACUCUCAUCGGCGCUGAAAUGAAGUUCAAGGACAGGUGGCUUGGAUGUGUUUCUUUUGGAGAGCAGACGUUUCGCACUGAGAAAUCUGAAAACACGGAUAAACCUAUUUGGAAUUCUGAAAAAAAACUUCUUCUGGAACGAAAUGGGCCUCACAUUGCUAGGAUAUCAGUAUUUGAGACGAAUAGAGUGUCAAAGAACAAUCUCAUAGGAUAUUGUGAGAUUGAUCUACUUGAAUUUCUUACACGGGAUUCGGAUUCUGACUUUGAGGUAUUCGACCUUUCCAAUCCGUCAUCACCUGAUGUAGUUGUUGGCAACAUUUCUCUUUCGUGUUCUGUUGAGGAUCGAAUUGAAACGGAGAAAAGUUUUGCAAGACGCAUCUUAUCUAUUGUGGAUUAUGAUGAAGAUGGAAAACUUUCGUUCUCAGAGUUCUGUGACUUAAUUAGUGCUUUUGGCAAUCAAGUGGCUGCUAGCAAGAAAGAGGAGCUUUUUAGAACUGCUGACCGGAAUGGGGAUGGUGUUGUGAGCAUGGAUGAGUUGGCUGCCCUUCUUGCUCUUCAACAAGAAAAGGAACCACUUAUGAAUUGUUGCCCUGUUUGUGGAGAGGUUCUGGAAGUUGAUGAUAAGCUGAACACAAUGAUUCAUUUGACUUUAUGUUUUGAUGAAGGAACCGGAAAUCAAGUUAUGACCGGAGGAUUCUUAACCGAUAAGCAAGCUUCAUAUGGGUGGAUGUUUAAACUAAGUGAAUGGGGGCAUUUUUCAUCUUAUGAUGUUGGUUUAAACUCUGGAUCAAGUGCUUCACAUAUUCUGGUAUUUGAUCGGAGGACAAAGAGGCUGGUAGAAGAAUUAAUUGAUGGAAAGAUCAUUCUGUCAAUGAGAGCAAUUUAUCAAUCAAAAGUAGGGCUUGGCCUUAUGGAUAUAGGAACAAAAGAACUGUUAAAGAGCAUCUCUGAAAAGCAGGGGAAAAAAAUGAAUUCAGUCGAAUCUUCUAAAGACAUACUGAAGUUUAUUGAAUUUUUCAAGGAUCAAAUUAAUUUGGCUGAACUGAAGUACCCUUUGGAACAUUUUAAGACAUUUAAUGAAUUCUUCAUAAGAGAGUUAAAGCCGGGUGCAAGAACAAUUGCCUCUCUGGAAAAUGAUGAAGUUGCUGUAUGUGCUGCUGACAGUCGUCUAAUGGCUUUUAAAUCGGCGGAAGAUAGUUUACGAUUUUGGAUUAAGGGUCGAAAGUUUUCAAUUCAUGGCCUCUUGGGAAAAGAAAUUUGUUCUGAUGCCUUCAUUAAUGGAAGUUUGGUGAUAUUUCGGUUGGCACCCCAGGAUUAUCAUCGUUUCCAUUUUCCAGUCUCUGGAGUCAUUGAGCGAAUGGUAGAUAUACCUGGAUGCCUGUACACGGUUAAUCCCAUUGCUGUUAAUAGCAAGUAUUGUAAUGUUUUCACGGAGAACAAGCGAGUUGUAUCAAUCAUUUCUACUGCAAAUUUUGGAAAGGUGGCUUUCAUUGCAAUUGGAGCAACAAUGGUUGGUAGUGUCACUUUUUUGAAAAAGGAAGGUGAUUUUGCCAAGAAAGGAGAUGAGUUUGGAUACUUCUCUUUUGGUGGAAGUACAGUAAUUUGCGUCUUUGAAAAGGAUGCUAUAAAGAUAGAUGAAGACCUCCUAGCAAACAGUGGCAGAUCACUUGAGACAUUAGUUAGUGUUGGAAUGAGUUUGGGCGUCUGUAUCAAGGAAAUAGCCGAACCUGCCUUACCAAACUUAGAGAAAAUUGUGUUAUAGGAGUUUGAUACAACUCAUAUGAGGUUAGUUUUAUAUUUAUACUAUCUUUGACAAUUGAACUUUGUGGAAAAAUGAUGUAUUUGAUUCUCUAGUAUUACUAUUUCAUAUCAGUUAGACGUGAUAAUUUAUUAUGGAAAAAUAGUGAUUAAUUUUA